Molecule: messenger RNA, 1013 nt
Organism: Apis florea (little honeybee)
Lineage: Eukaryota; Metazoa; Arthropoda; Insecta; Hymenoptera; Apidae
Product: synaptic vesicle 2-related protein-like
Biological process (GO): transmembrane transport
Cellular component (GO): membrane
Molecular function (GO): transmembrane transporter activity
Source: RefSeq, a predicted model, not a curated record
UGUUUUUGGGCACUUGGAGCUUGUUUUGAAGUGGCAAUAGCUUUGGCUAUAAUGCCAACUUUUGGUUGGAGAUGGCUUCUUAUUUUAUCAACAAUACCACUUUUUAUAUUUGCUAUUAUCACUCCAUGGUUACCAGAAUCUACAAUAUUUGAUAUAACAAAUGGAAGAAUGGAUAAGGCUGUUUCAACUUUAGAACGAGUAGCAAGAGAAAAUAAAAAACCUUUACCUCCAGGCAGAUUAGUUAUGGAUCGCUUCUAUCAAGUUAAUCAUGGCAAAUUAAAAGAUGUAUUAAGUAAAGAAAUGUGUAGAACAUCUACUUUGCUUUGGCUUGUAUGGAUGAGUACAGCAUUUUGUUAUUAUGGUGUUGUACUAAUGACUACAGAAUUAUUUCAUACAUCAUCUGAACAAUGUAGUUCAUGGGAAAAUGAAAAAGAUGUUUGUCAAUUAGAUUGUCGUUUAGAACGUAGCGAUUAUAUUGAUCUUCUUUGGACAACAUUAGCUGAAUUUCCAGGAAUUUUUUCUACUAUUUUUGCAAUUGAAAAAAUUGGUAGAAGAAAAACAAUGGCUUUUCAACUAAUAAUGUUUGCCAUGCUUUGUUUUCUAGGCAGAGCAUGCCUAUUAAACAGAGUAGCAUUAACAUUGACAAUUUUUUUAGCUAGAGGUUUAAUUGCAGGCGUAUUUCAAGCAGCAUAUGUGUAUACUCCAGAAGUAUAUCCAACUCAUUUACGUAGUAUUGGCGUUAGUACAUGUAGCGCAAUGGCUAGAAUUGGUGCAAUGGUUACACCAUACAUUGCACAAGUAUUUCUUCAAUGGUCUAUUACUGGAGCAAUGGCAAUUUAUGCUACAACAGCAUUAUGUGCUGCAAUAGCUACACUUGCUUUACCUGUUGAAGCGAGAAAUCAUACAUCUAAUGAAUCUCAAGAAACGAGAUAAAAUUUUGAUGAAUAUUCCAGUUUUUUUCUCUUUUUAAUAUUGAAAUAUUUUAAAAAACAAAAUAUAUUUUUAUUGACACU